GUUGUUUGUGCGCACAGGUGAGCUGCUCACUGUCGCUGCGGAUCGGGGACAACAUGGGCAAACUUCAGGAGUUUAACAUCACGUUUGACAAAAACAAAGACGUGUACAGUCCGGGGGAGUCCAUCUCCGGGACCGUGAGCAUCAAAGUGGGCCAGCUGCUGCAGUGUAAAGCCAUCAAAGUGAACUGCAAUGGUUUCUGCGGCAUCACCAGUAAGGUAAACGACACGGCAUGGACUCUGGAAGAACAGUACUUCAACAGCACCAUCUCUGUUGCAGACAAAGGAACCCUGAAACAAGGAGAACACACCUUUCCCUUCAAGUUCCUCAUACCAGAGUCUGCCCCGACAUCUUUUGAAGGAAACUAUGGAAGGAUCAUUUACAGAGUGAGAGCUUUUAUCAACACUCCACGCUUCGCCAAGGACUACAACACAGAGAAAGCUUUCUACUUGCUGUGCCUCCUGAACCUGAACAAAGUGCCCGACAUAUGGGAGCCCAGUUCCUCUGCAGUGACGCAGCAGUUCACCUACAUGCUGGUGAAAACAGGGACCGUGGUCCUGAAUGCCCAGACGGACCUGAAGGGUUACACACAGGGCCAGAUCAUCCAGGUGUUGGCCCAGAUCCACAACCAGUCCGGGAAAUCCACUGGCAACAUGGCGGCCAGUCUGAUGCAGAGAGUGACCUAUGAGACGAAGAGGCCCACCCACGAUGUGAGGACCAUAGCGGAGGUGGAGGGCGGAGUGGUGAAGGCUGGCAAGGAGUCGGAGUGGAAGGAGCAGAUCAUCGUCCCUCCUCUUCCUCAGUCCUCCCUCAUUGGCUGUGAUCUUAUCAAGAUGGACUAUUAUGUCAAAGUCUGUCUGAAGUCUCCAGACGUCAUGUUGAUGUUGCCCAUCCACAUCGGGAACGUCUCGCUGGACAAAAAGCUGCGCUCUUCUAAGAAAGCAGCUGCUGCCUGUUCUGCUGAAGACACACAAGAAUCUGCUAACCCCCCCUCCACCAGCACCACCACCCCCCCUCUGCCCCCUCGCACUGCCCCCAAACCUGGUCCACGUCCCACCCCUCGCUCCAGGGCGUCCUCCCAUAACCCCCACAGUGCUCCUCCGGCUGACUCACCCCAGGGAGCCGAGGGGGGGGCUCCCAUGAACGAUGGCCUUCCAAACAAGCGCCAGUCUCAGCUGGUGUCCCCCAAUGCUUUCAGCUACGCUCCCGGCCUCUUCUUCUCCCAGAACCAGCAGCACAACGGGCCAAGCCCAGCCCCCCCUGGGUCCACGGGGGCCACAGCACCGUACCCCCCUGAGAGCAGCGCCAGCUUAAUGCCAACACCACUCAUCCUGCCUCCAGACUACGGCGCCUCAGCUUAUCCACAAGAGGCUCCCCCUUCCUAUGAUGACAGCUUCAACACAUGAAGAGGAUGAAGAGGCAGCAACCACCAAGGAAACCAUCAAACUAAUAUCCCCUGGUAUAAUGAGGGAACUUUACCUACCUGUCAAAGGACUUUCUAAAUGUCAGGUUAUCAACAUUUUGAAUUUUAAUGAAACUGGACUGACCUCACACUCUGCUGCCCAGUGAACAAAUACCUUUAAUAAUCUAAAGGGGUUAGUCUUUCUUCAAACUACAGCCAAUCAACACUGUCGGUCCUUUUUGGUAUGCUUUUGCACUUUGAAGGGAAUCUGCAGAUUUUAUUUGCUGUUUGAGCAGGAGUCAUGUUAUUAGUAGGGGGUUAUUUAGAAGUCCCUCAGAUGGCGUCUGUGAUGUCAAGUUCGGAGGUUUUAUGUACGGAAACCUGUGCAAAACAAACAUCUCAUUUAGUCUAUUAUCAUAUUUUUUCCAGAAGAAUAAUAGGAAAGGAAUCUGUGGGUUUUUACUUGAAACAGGGGGAUCAUCUUCUGGCACGUCUUUUCAUUUAAUCUGAGUUUCAAUAACACUAGAUUUAAUGGUUUGGUUGAAAAUAUUUGUUUUAUUUGCUUUUGAUCAGGAGUUUUUAUGUUAAGAUGAUAAGGAUAAUCCAGAUAUUGCUCUUGUCUAAAUAUAUCUUCAUAGGGCUAUAAUGCAUGAUACAUUUUGGCCUUUUAAGAUUUUUGCCAUGUUUGAUCCUUUUUUACUUUUGUGCCCUUGCACUAUGUUGUGUUGUGAUUGUGUUGGUUCUUUAUACACCAGACAUACUUUUUUAAAUUUCUUUUAGCAGCAUCACUGUGAUUUCAGGUUGUAUAAGCAGGUAUUGAUGUAGUUCAAAUCUUCUGUCUUGAUACUUUUUUUAAUAGAUUUUAAUAUUUCUUGAUAAAGUUAAAUCCUUCACACAUUCAUAAGACAACAUUAUAUUUAUUUAUUGUCUCAGUGUUCUAAACUGCUGUCUGGAUUUGAAUAAAUCUGUUAAAACCAA
Messenger RNA from Trematomus bernacchii (emerald rockcod), 2377 nucleotides. RefSeq names its product arrestin domain containing 1a (gene arrdc1a). The transcript is spliced from 8 exons. The record is from RefSeq and is a predicted model, not a curated record. NCBI's taxonomy places the organism in Eukaryota, Metazoa, Chordata, Actinopteri, Perciformes, Nototheniidae. The coding region runs from base 54 to 1403 and encodes 449 amino acids. Gene Ontology annotation, molecular function: ubiquitin-like ligase-substrate adaptor activity; ubiquitin protein ligase binding. Gene Ontology annotation, cellular component: cytoplasm. Gene Ontology annotation, biological process: protein transport.